GAAAAGGAAGAGUACAUAAGAAAUCUGUAUUUCUGAGACUGGAUCUUUAUAUCACCCAAAAGAUGCCAUUCAUGGUUGAGGGAUUUUUACAGGUGUUGUGAAGACCCCAAGAUCUGCAAAAAGUUUUCUAAACUAUAAGAAAAUAACUCUUCCUCCUAAUGCAAAAACCACACAUGAAGAAGAACAAUAAAUAAAAACAAUUGUGGGUAUGGGGAGAUGGAAAGAAACAUUCUGGGAAAAAAGACGGUUGAUUGAAAUUUUGAAGAAAAGUUCUCACACUGCAAUAUUUAAUUGGGGAGAUCAUUUUUCCUGGUAACUUCUAAUGCUGAAUUGUGAAAGUGGUGUUCAAGGAUCUUAAAAGCGGAUCCUGUACCUGCAAGAAUAUGCGAGGAAGAAAAAGAAGUUCUAAUGCUGAUUAUAUGAUCUUGGUCCACACAAACCCUUUAACUUUGUUUCUGCAGACCUCAUAGUUAUUAGACAAGGAUAGGUUUUCCUGAGAAGAAAAAAUAUUCCAGAAUCCCAAGUUCUGAACAUCUAGCGUCAUUACUAAAAACAAAAGCAUUUUCUCAUGGGAAGGAUUCUUAUAAUUAAUUCCAAAACCUUAUUAAUUCCAAAACCAUCUGGAGAUAUAACUUCCCAAAAUCAAGCUUCUAAUUACUUUUUUGCCACUUAUCCCCCACAAAUAAAAUUUUUGUUUUUUAAAAACAUCCUUAAAAAUUGCAUUUCUACUUUUAUUAAGUACUUAUAAAUAAAACUACUUUUAUUAAGGUUUGAAAGAAACUCAACCACUGUUUUUAAAUUUGUUGCUCUAAAAGAUUCCUAAAACCUAAAAAUUUAACACCAAUUUUCUGAAAGUGAUUUGAGAAGAAAGUAUGUGUACCCAAUUUUAUUUUAUUUGGAUCGUGGUUUGUGCAAAAAGAUUAUUCCCUUGUGUCGCAAAGCUCUAAUUCUGGAGACUGCUGUCUUGCAAGUAUUCUCAUGAGAAGCAACCGUCUGGAGCACUUCUGGGUAACCUCAUUGACUCUGCUUUUAGUAGAGUCAGUCUUCAGUUGCCAUUUCCCCCCCGCCCCCAGAAGUCGCUUACUCUAUUAUAUUAGAUGUAUGGCUUGCAAUAAUACAUAAGAGUGCUUACAGCACCAUUUCCCAGUUUGAUGCCUUCCAUAUCACGUUGGACCAUAAUUCCCAGAAUUCCAUUAAGCACUGCCGUAGUUCCCAUUAUAUUUGAAGAACCUCAGGUUUGCUGGGAUGCCAGGCUCAGAAGCAUCCCAUCAAAAAACCUAGAUUAAAGAAUCUUUAGUGGGGGGAAAUAAAAAAAGACAUUUUGUUUCCCCUUUUCCUUCUUAGAAUUCUUCUGUAAUACGAACCUGUAGGCUAGUUAUUUAGCUGCCAUGGCAACAUCUUCCAAGUAUUAUGGAAUACCAAGGGUCCUUUGAGGGCAAGUAUGGCAUUACUCAGGGGGACCUCAAUACCUGAGAUAGUUGCAGAACCCAGAUUUGGGGGGGGAGGGGAGACACUUAAAAAGAAACAUUUAUAUAGAAGAAAUAUAUCUACAGAAUAUAUAUGAUUCUUUCCAAAAUAUCUUCUAUAUUCAAAUAAAUAUUUCAAUGAAAUGUUUGAUUUGAAUAUAUAAAACAGAAAAUGAAAACUUAAUUGAAAUAAUUUGCAAACCAACUAAAUUUGUACUGCAGUGUGUUAUCUCAUUUUCUAUUAAGAUGAAUCUUGCAUUUGUAAAGGAUGUCAUGGAUUUGCUCUAGACAAUAUAAAUAUAUAUAUAUAUAUAGACGUGUUUUCGACACAAACCUGAACUUAAUUUCCUUGGUUUGCUUUUAGCACAUUAUACUUGAUUCACUCAGAAGACUAUUGAAGUGGAACUAUUACUGAACAUCAUUGAAUUUGUUCAGAAUUCAAAUGACAGGGACUCCAUUAGUUAAGAAUUACAAAAGGCUCUGUGAAUGCAAACCAAGCAUUUGGGAGAAGGGUAAGUAUGUGUAUGUGUGAAAUUAUGAUUUACAGUUUUGAAAGGGAUUCUAAACCAUGGGAACAAACAAAUAUGCUACAAAACUGAAGGCAUUAUUUGCUAGCGAAUCUGAAGGGAAUCAAGGGGCAAAUAUUUUCAUUCCAAACAAAAUCAUAGCCUAUAGUUGUGUGUGUGUGUGUGUGUAUACACACACAAGAAUAGAAUAGAAUAGGACAGAACAGAACAGAGUAGAGUAGAAUAGAGUAGACUAGAAUAGAAUUCUUUAUUGGCCAAGUGUGAUUGGACACACAAGGAAUUUGUCUUUGGUUCAUAUGCUCUCAGUGUACAUAAAGAAAAAUAAAAUGCAUCCAUCAAGAAUAAUAAGAUACAAUACUUGGUGAUAGUCAUGGGUUACUAAUAAGCAACCAAAUGAUACUGGGAAACAAACAGAACAACAUAAAUCGUAAAAAUACAAGCAACAUGGUUAUAGUCACGAGUGGGAGGAGAUAGGUAAUCAUAAGAUACAACACUUAGUGAUAGUCAUAGGUUACUAAUAAGCAAUCCAAUUGUACUAGGAAACAAACAGAACAAUAUAAAUCUGACACAGAUUUAUAUGCUGACAUAUACAUUGGACAACAGCUCCCAUCAUCCUCAGCCAUCAGCCAGGCUUGUGAUCCAGUGCCUCUGGAGGGGGCCAGAUGGAGGGAAGCUUAUUUAGAGCUCUCAUGUACGUUAAAGAGCAGAGAUUAUAUUUAAAGCCCAUUGCAUAACAAAGGUUACAGAAUGCAUUCCAUCUCUGGAAUUGUGCUUCAUUUUUUUAAUUAAUUAAUUUAUUUAUGUAUUAAUUAUUGCAAAGCAGAAAACAGCUUAUUUGGGGGGGGGUGCCAAUGAUUAACAGGCUUUGCAGUCAUUUCUGCCCGAGCUGCUUUAUUUUCCUGCUUCUUAAGACGGAACCUGCUUAUUUGGCAGUUCCUCAAGUUACUCCCCUCAGGCAGCUUGAGCCAGUAAAACUGGAUCCUUUCAUCUCUGUGGAGCUUACUGACAAUCAGCCGUCUGGUUUCCUAGGAAACGCAAUCUUGGCUAGAAAUAGUGAAUCAUUUCCAGGUCACUUUCAACAUGGAGAGUGGAGCAGGAAGGCAUUGGACUGAGGAGGAGGUUAAAGCCUUGCUAAGCGUCUGGUCAGAAAAAAAUAUCAGAAAGCAACUCCAUGGGACCUUACGGAAUAAAGGGAUAUUUAUUUACAUUGCUAAAAGGCUUCAGGAGUUGGGGAUCUGCAGAGACUGGAAACAGUGUCGGGCAAAGUAUAAAAACCUGAAAUAUGAAUAUAGGACAGUUAAAUAUGCCCACAACUCAGGAGAUGCUACCAAGACUAUGAAGUUCUUUCAUGAGCUGGAUGCCAUAUUGCAACAUAAACCUGUCACCCAGUUAACAGAGGAGGAGAACGGCAGGUGUUCAGCCAAUGACAUCAUAAAUGCCACCAAGGAGAACAAUGAAGGUGAAGUCUCAGUUACACUGGAAGAAGAAGAAGAAGAAGAAGAAGAAGAGGCUUCAACCAAUCCAUUGCUUUUUAUUUCCCAUUGCAGGCCUAUUGAACUAGGUAAUACAUAUCUGUGUCUCUCUCCUAUCCUACCUGAUGCAGGUAAUUCAACCACAGUUUUAGAUGCUUCCAAAAAUCUCCCCUUCAUUCCUUCUGUAGCAAACGAAGGAGGAAAGCAUUGGACUGUUAAUGAAGUAAGAGCUCUAAUACGUAUCUGGUCAGAAAAGAGCAUUCAGCAACAACUGGAAGGAACAGUCAGAAACAAAAGGAUAUUUGAACACGUUGCUGCUAGACUACAAAAAUUUGGAAUUGACCGGGACUGGAAGCAAUGCAGAACAAAAUAUAAAAAUCUAAAGCAUGAAUACAAGAGUGUUAAAGAUGCCCAGUACUCGGGCAACACAAGCAAAACGAUGAAGUUUUUCAGAGAAUUGGAUGCUAUUUUGGGACACAAUGCAGAUAAAGCAAGCAGAUGCCAUAAUGGCUACGGUGAAAAACCAACAGAAUGGAUAAAGACCACAAUAGAAAAAAAAUUAAGAGGUGAAGAGGACUUUAUUAGUAACACAUCUGGAGACACUAAUACAAGGAAAAUGCCAAAUGCAGUGAUACGCAGCACAGCAGAAAGAGAUAACUCUGGGCACUUGGGAAAACCCAAUUCCACACUUAGAAGGGAGCAUAUAAAAGAAGAAAUGAUUGAUUCAGUAAUUCAGGAAGACAACAAUUCCAUCAAUAUGAUUCCAGAGUUCCCACACAUAAAGCAAGAACCAAUUGACAUAGAUGAUGAUUCAGUCAGCACAAUCUCAGAGGACACAUCUGGAUUCUCAGUGUAUAAACAGGCACCUGGGACAGACAAUCAGAUGACCUUGGAUGAAGCCCAAAAUCACUUUAGAGUUAUUACGGUCAAUGACACAGGAGCAGGAAAACAUUGGUGUGACAAUGAAGUCAGAGCUCUAAUAAAUAUAUGGUCAGAUGAGAAAAUACAACAAAUGCUUGAAGGAGCAACAAGAAAUAAAGAAAUAUUUGAGGACAUUGCCAAAAGGCUAAUGAAAGUUGGAAUAGACAGAGACUGGAAACAGUGUCGUACAAAAUACAAGAAUUUGAAAUACGAGUAUCGAGCGGUGCAGAAAGAAAACAGUCAGCUUGGUAGUGCAAGCAGGAAGAUGAGAUUUUACGAUGAAAUUGACUGCAUUUUGAGGAACCAGCCCUCAGAGACCCUUACAGAAGUUAUCACAGACCAAGUACCACUGAGGGUCAAGAGGAAGGUCUCUGAAGAAGAACCCUCACCUAUUCAAUUUAAGAAAAGCAUGUCAGAGAAUACAACAGUGCAAUCACAAAUAUGUGUAUCUGAGGGCUUGCAGUCUGUUAUCAAAAACCGAACAACGUUUUUAGAGAGAUUUUACAAGCAGGAAGAGAUGCAAGAUAUCAGAAGAAAACCACUGGACACUGCCCUUCCCCCCCUGCAACAGGUUUGUUUAAUAUUUUUACUUUAUUAAGGGUGUUGGGCAAAGAGGGCAAAUAAAUGAAUUGCUGACAUGUCCAAUAGAAUAGAAUUAAGUUCAACUUUCAGUAGCUUCAAAGACCUGCUAUGAAACAAAUAGUAAAAUGUACUCCAAGAUAGAAAUAUGUAAUCUUAUAUUUGCAGGGCAAUAAGACCCACUGACUCAAGAAGGAUUAUGUGUCCUCGGCAAGUAGAAAUAUAAUCAGACAAAGAAAUGAUGUAUAAAAAUGCAAAAAUAUUGACUGCUCACUUAAUUCUCCCAGAAAUAGAACUGUUUUAGUCAGCUAAGCAAAAGAAACUAGCAAAUAACUCAGUCACAGAGUCUAUAUGAAUCAGAAACCACAAGACGUGUCUAAUAAAAGAAGAUGCUAUGAUAGCUCAGCCAUUAUUUUAGAAAAAAAAACCCAUAGGACUGAAUUAUGUAAGCUAUUUUUCACUAAACAGAUAAAUUUUAUUGUUUUCAAAUCUGAAAAUGUACUCUCCUCUCAAUUUUGCAGGUUUUCAUUUUAAAAGUUGUUUUCUAACUACAAAACUAUUUAACUACAUUUUAUUUGUUCUAAAUGCUUUUUUAAAAAUGGAUUCCUGACUCCCUCUCCCUAUUUGGUGCUUUAGUAUUAUUGGUUGCAAAACAACAUACUAUUUUUUAAGAACAAUGGAUGUUGCUAAUAAGAAUUAGAGACAUUUAUCCAAGCAAUUUAAGUACUGAAUUGACAGUGAAUCUGCUGCUUUCUUUCCUCCUCAAAUAAAUUGUUUAUUUAAAACAGGGGUGCCAAAAAUGAGACAUGGGACAUCCCUUCAGAUACUUACAUGGUGCUCUCUGAGCUUGCUUGUUUUCUUGCGCAUGUUUCAUUACCCUAACUAGGUAACACUAGCACUGAUGAUGUUACCUGCUGGUAGUUAGGGUAAUAAAAUGUCUGCAAGAAAACAAGCAAGUUCAGAGAUCAUCAAGGAUCCCUCAUUUCAACCCUGAUCUAUAAAUAUUCUCCUUCAUUGAUACUUAAAAGUACUCAUUUACCUGUUAACCUAAUUAACACACCCAGCUGGUUGAAAUUGGGGGCUAGCUAAGCAUAGUUUUCUUCUUGGAAAUGUCUCACAGCCAAACUAGGUAACAUCACCAGUUUGUCAUAUCUUUGGUAAUGAAAUACUUUCCAGAAAGUAAAAAAACCCUCAGCAAACACGAAGAUUCAACAUUUCAAACCCUGAGCUAUGCAUGUUCUCCAUUAGUGGGUUGCUACCGGUUCAGGCGAACUGGUAGCAGCAGCAGCCCAGACAUCAUCAACUACGCUCUGUGCAUGUGCAGAGGUGGCGCACGCGCGACUGAACAGGUAGUGAAACCCACCACUGAUGUUCUCCAUUACUGACAUCCCAUUUAAAACAGGAAAGGACGUGCUUUAAGUUCAUUAAGAGAAGCAUGAUGUUGCUUAUCCAAUAUGCCUUAAAACCUGAGGUUAUUUUCAUUUAACGUUAUUUUCUGUUUAAGCUUAAUCUUCUCCUACUGCAUAAAUUGAACUGCUAAGCGGUUACUUAAUAAUGACAGGUGUUCCAGAUUUGACUUCUUAUUCCAGAUAAGAAGUCCUUAAUCUAUUAGACUUGUAGAGGCUUCUUCUGGUUAAUUGAUAGGCAGACCUUCAUUGAGCAAACAAGAGACUUUGAUCACCAUAAGCAGCCUCACUUCACUAGAUCAGUGGCCCCCAACCUUUCGGGCACCAGGGACCUGUUCCAUGGGGAGAGGAUUUUCCGUGGACCAAAGGGGGCGUGGUUUUGUGUGCUACCUGAAUUGUGCAGAUGGGGUUCGUGUCUUUGCGUGGCCCAGUUUCUGGCAUGCCUUGGACCAGUACCGGUCAAUGGACUGGGGGAUGGGAUAGAUAGAUAGGAGAGGAGAGGAGUAGAGAUAGAGUAGAGUAGAGUAGAGUAGAGUAGAGUAGAGUAGAGUAGAGUAGUAUAGACAUAGAUACAGUUUACAUUCUAAGUACUGUAUCCUUAGCCUUUAUUUGGUGAUACAAAAAACAAAACAACCUAUUCAUUUUCCAUUCCAAGGGAAACCAACCACUUAUUUUGAAAUGAUGAUGAUCCCAGUAGAAAGAAAAUUAGGCCUACCAAAAUCUCGCACCACUGUCACAACAGAUCCUUCACACAAUGGACUUUUCUUAGUCACCAUUUUCAGGGCUGCAGUAAGCUCAAUAAGCUAAACAAGUGCAAAUCAGGUUUCCAUUUCAAGUCAUUCACAGACAAAGGUCAGAAAGGAUUACUUUAAGUCAGUAUUUUAAAAUGUUAAUGUUACUAUUUUUUUUUCUUGUGGAGGUGUAAUAAAACAUAAGGUUGCAUAUAUAUUUUUUCUGAACGUCAUGGGGAACAAAUCUCUGUAAGUAACGUUAAGUGAACACAGGGGAAAAAAUGAUAUUUCAAUAGAUACAUUUUGUAAAAAACAUGAGAAAUCUUUUGAGAAGAUGUUACAUUGUUAUUUUUCAACAAUGUCAGGAAAGUAAAACAUUUGAAGCCAUAGCACUAAGGCCACGAUUAAAAAGUAUAGACUUUCCCUUUUUUUUCUGCAAAAAAAAGAAUAUGUUCCAUUCCAAAGAAAUCUUAACCAUGCUGACUAACUGCCAAACUAUUCUGAUUGGGGAAAUGUAGAAUACAUUCAGAACCUCCCACGAUCCGUGACUAUCCUAUUCUUGCCAAAAUGCAUUAUUUCUCAGAAUGAAGUAUCUUCUAGACAAAGAUUAACAAGCCUAAAACUGGUUCCAAAUGUUACAGACCAGUUUCGGUCAAGGACUUCCAUGACGUUUUUUCAUAUAUUGAGUAACACAGACUAAUUGCCCGAACAAGACUAAUAAUAAUAUGGUCUUGCUUAUACUUUAUUGAGAAUUCCAGUUUUAAAACCAUUCAAGGGUAGUUUGAGGUGAUCUUCAGAGUAGCCCCAAUACUCAAGUGCAUUAGAAGAGGAAAAAUUCCUGUAAAAGAAAUCUCAUUAUUGUUAAAAUAAUAUAAAAUAAUAUAAAAGUUAGAAAAAAGGGGAAAAAAGUAUAGUUUUCAAGAAAUUAAGACUCAUGACACAGAUUUUAAAUAUAUUUAGGGCAUAAUUUACACAGGGCACACAUUUCAUUUGUGCAUCAUUCACAUUGAUGGGGAGAUUUUGAGGGUUAAAGCACCACAUAAGUUAGAGCCAUUUUAAAUUAUCUGAAAAGUAUGCUUCAGAUAGGAAAUUCCAUAUACAUACACAGGAAGGAAUUAUUUUAUGUAUCUAUACAAAAUAUUCCCUAAACUUUACGUCCAAAUGAAUCAUAUGAAAUACUCCAACUUCUGCUAAUAGGAGAUAGAUAGAUAGAUAGAUAGAUAGAUAGAUAGAUAGAUAGAUA
Messenger RNA from Ahaetulla prasina, 8345 nucleotides. RefSeq lists its product as uncharacterized. The coding region runs from base 3074 to 4984 and encodes 636 amino acids. Lineage: Eukaryota; Metazoa; Chordata; Lepidosauria; Squamata; Colubridae. The transcript has 10 exons. The record is from RefSeq and is a predicted model, not a curated record.